GUUCAGUAGAUACGAGCCAAGCCCAAGAACACGUGGAUAUAUGCUCUGUCAAACAAAAACACCUUUAAAAUGAUGUUAGGCUAGGCUACUUCAGACUUGAUUGCUUGCAAUUUGGUUACUUCUGGAUACAAGCAGAAAGACAAAAAUGAGACGGGAAGUUAUACUAACUUUGUUUUUCUCAUGGACUACACAUUUGACUAUCGGUGUACUAGUCUUUACACCAAGGCUCAUCCAAGACGUUGCCAUCGGUAACUUACUGCGGUACACCCAGAUUCAAAAGCACACAGUCUUCUUUCACCCAGAGGGCUCCGACGACCUGUAUGUUGGCGGAACAAACAUUGUUUACCGGAUUGACUUGGAGCAAAGUCACCUAGUGGAGAACUAUUCCCUGACCCCAACUGGUGGACAGAACUGCGAAGUGAUUCCGUGUGAGAACAUCAUCACAGUCAUAGAGCAGUUCCAGGACAGCCUGUUUAUUUGUGGGACAAAUGCAUACAUGCCUCUGUGCUGGAAAGUGUAUCCCAGGGUGGGUAACGAUUCAAGCAGGGUGAUGAAGAACAGAGAAGGAAUAGGAAUCUCUCCCCCGGUUUACUCACAGAAAUCCUUAUCUCUCACUGUAGAGGGGGACCUGUAUGCUGCCACCAACCUACAGUUCCGCAGGACGCUUGGUAACAGGAUCAGUGUCUCGAUGCACGAUAAGUGGCUGACUGAGCCCACCUUUGUCUCUGCCAGCUGGAUCAGACGAAGAGAAGACCCGGACCAGGAGAAGAUCUACAUCUUCUUCAGAGAGAAGAACCUGGACUCUAACCCAGACGCCGAUCCCUGGAUCUCCAGAAUUGCCCAAAUUUGCAAGGUGGAUGAAGGUGGGCCAAAGCGUUUCCUUCAGAGCAUUUGGACCUCCUUCUUGAAGGCGAGGUUAGCAUGCGGGAUCCGAGGCGAAUCCCUGUUCUUUAACCGUCUCCAGGAUGUGUUCGUCCAGCAUGCUGACGACUGGCGGGCCAGUCAGGUCUACACCCUUUUCACCAGCAGCUGGAACGCCUCAGCCGUUUGUGUCUAUUCCCUGGACGAGAUCGAGGCUGUCUUCACGAAGUCCUCCUUCCGGGGCUUGAAUAAAGAAAUUCCAAAUCCAAGGCCCGGAGUGUGCGUCACCAACAGUAAGGAAAUUCCAGUGGACACCCUCAAAGUAGUGAGAGAAAAUCCCGAAAUGAGUGACUGGAUCUGGCCGCUUCAUCGCCAGGCCCCCUUCUACGUCAGUGACACUCCCUACACCAGGAUCACCGUGGAUACUGUCACUGACGUUGACGGUCGCCCUCAUAAUGUGCUGUUACUCGCCACUGACAAGGGGAUAAUCCACAAGAUCCUGGAGGACAACUUCACACCCUUCAUCAUCUCUGAGAUGCGUCUUCAUCACCCUGCUCCUGUUCAGUCCAUGAAGCUCAUCUCCAAGAAGGGCAAGCUCUUGGUGGGCUUCAGGGAUCAGGUUGCCCAGCUGGACCUGGGGAGCUGCAGGGAUUAUGGCACGUCCUGUGCUGACUGUGUUUUGGCCCGCGACCCAUACUGUGCUUGGAGCGGUUCAGGGUGUGCUCCAGCAGUGCUGGGAGCAAUUCAAAACAUUGAUGGGGGCACCGUCGAUGUUUGUCCACAGAGCGGAACAGAUCAGCAGCGCAACAGACCGCCAUCACCUGAGCUGCUGGGAGUUUCCCACGUCCUGCCCAUGGGUGUGGCCUUUUACAUGUCCUGCCCUGUGCGCUCCUACCACGCUUCUUACACCUGGGAGCACGAGGGGCAGAGCAGCCCGUGCGUGGCUGCCCAGAGGGAGCCGCAGACGCAGGAGGACUGCCUGCAACUCAUCCCGGCGGUGAGGGCGAAGCACUACGGGACCCAUGAAUGCGUCUCCGUGGAGCAGAACUACACCAGAGUCCUCAAAUCCUACCGGCUGCUCCCACCCAUUGAGAACCGUGCGAGGCGGGCAUGGUGGUCCUCUGUCACCACAUCCCUCUCAGGGCUAGCUCUGGUCUCCAUCCUCUGCCACUAAUGUGAAGACUUAAGAUUGCGAUGAAACCACCAGCACUAGGAAAUGCGAGAGCUUUUGCCGUACUCUCUGACUCAAUUUAGUUUUUUUAUAAUAUGCGUUUCUCAGGGACUGUGAGAGAUGGUGAGAGAAAGUGAUAUGGAGAGGUUGUGUUGGCCACCCUGCCCACUGCACCAAGCAGAAAAGCGUCUAAGGUCUGAUAGUAAAUAUACUGCUACUACUACUACGAAUAAUAAUUAUACUUUGCAAUUAUCUAGCAGUUAUCAGUCUCAAAGCAUUAUGUUAAUGUGUAAAUGCACUAUGCAAAUGCAUUAUUAUUAUAGUAUUAUUAUUAAUAUUAUCCAUUCAUCCAUUAUCUUAACCUACUUAUCCUGAACAGGGUCGCAGGGGGGCUGGAGCCUAUCCCAGCAUACAUUGGGCGAAAGGCAGGAAUACACCCUGGACUGGUUGCCAGUAUAAUAAUAUUCUUAUUAUGAUUAUUAUUCUUAUUAUUAAUAUUAUUAUUAUUAUUAUUAUUAUUAUCAUUGUGUGUCUAUACCGCUCUCUCAUUGAACAUGUGACUCACUGUACACUUUGAACUGUGCGUUACAGUCCUGAACUCAACAUCAGAUUAACUCCCAAAGAUUUGGAUGUUCUGUUGGUGUGAGUAUUGUGGUAUUGACUUUUUCCAUUAGUAAGGAUUACCUGAAGUUUGAAUUUCUGGCUUGUACUGGAAUAGAUGUUAGAGUUGAAGGACUUGGGUGUGUGCAGUACGUUUUAGACAAUGUUACGGGCCAGUUGCACAGUAGAGUAAUGUAUUAUUAACUGCACUUUAGAGCUUGUAGAUUGUGUACACAGAGAGACAGUCUUCAAUUUAGUUUGUUAAUGCCCUGUCUGCUCACAUCGAAACUUCACAAUGUGUAAUAUUGUCAUAUGGAGGGGCUUUAAACCCAGGUCAGAUAGACAAUUGAGUAGACUCCACAGUCAAACAUUGUAGUUAAAUUUAAUGAUUGGCACAAAAGUAGGUUGACUAUGUUUAAAAUUCUGACUCAUUUGAGUUUUUGGAUCUCAAAGAGCCCAGCAUCCGGCAACAUACCUUCUAAAUUUAGAGGAUACUUUCACACUGGGCAUUUCUAAUGCAUGACAAAGGCUAUUGAUUCAUUAUCUUAGCGGGUAUGUUGCAGAGCUAUCAUUUUAUUGAUUUACACUGCAGGGCACAUUCCUUAUGUAUGGUGCCUAGUCCACUUUUGGGAGUGGUUAGAAAACCCAGGAAGUCUUAUUCCUGAAGCACUUUGUUCAUUCUCAUCGCCAAAUAAAUUUGUCAGUUGUGCAAUAUCAGAUUGACUGUUACAAGAAUUCUAUCUUGAUCAGUUUCAAAAGUAUCAAUGCUCCGUUGAGCAUCAAAGCGAUUUAUGCGGGCAAUAAUUAUCAUUUACAGGGAGAAACCAAAUAAAGCAAUAAGACAGUUUCAUUAGUAAUGUAUUUAUUUUAAUGUUUAUUUAUACCGGCAAGUAAACUAUAGCUUUAAAAAAAUGGUCUUUUGCAUUUCAGUAGUUCGUUUUUUCCUUAAAGUCAUGAAGAAUUGAUCGAAUUUAUUUUGUGUACUGGUUUAUUUAUAUAGUCGAGUAAUCAAUAGCUUAAACAAUAGUUCGAGACAUUCCAAAGUUUAAUUUUAAUAAUCCUUUAAUAAUGUUUAUGCAGAAAUUAUUUUUGUGAGUUUAUGCAUGGUAAUAUAUCCACUGUGUUUUUCAUAUAAUUGUUCAGCAUUGGUCCCUCUUGUGUAUGUAUCAGUAUCAAGUGUUCAUACUUAGGAAGCAUUAUUAAGAUUUAUGACAGUUUAGGUAUAUACUCAAAAAAAGCCUAAAAUCUGAACAACAACAACAAGAAAAACGCCAUUAUAGCUGGAUUUGUUUUAGAUUAUAUAAACUUCUUUGGAAUGAUAAAUGCCAUUUGGGAUGGUGGAAUUUGGAUUUCUUCAGAAUAUCAACCAAUAUUGUUUUCUAGGUCUACAUGGGAACAUGAAAAUUAGCUGCUGGUUCCAGAUAAUUCCACAAAGGAGUGCUUGAAAUAAUGGCUUGUGCAAGCUGUGUAUCUUCUGUUAUUUCUGUUUGUCUUUUGCACUGAUAUAUCGUAUUCGUUGGCUACUUGUUAUUGUGGUCAAUGUUAAAUAGUAUGGUUAAAGCAAUAAACAAUGUUUCUUGUGAAAA
This is a messenger RNA of Conger conger (European conger), 4218 nucleotides long. RefSeq names its product semaphorin-7A-like. Gene Ontology annotation, biological process: neural crest cell migration; negative regulation of axon extension involved in axon guidance; positive regulation of ERK1 and ERK2 cascade. NCBI's taxonomy places the organism in Eukaryota, Metazoa, Chordata, Actinopteri, Anguilliformes, Congridae. The record is from RefSeq and is a predicted model, not a curated record. The transcript has 15 exons. Gene Ontology annotation, molecular function: integrin binding; semaphorin receptor binding; chemorepellent activity. The coding region runs from base 146 to 2035 and encodes 629 amino acids.